AUGUACCCCCUCGUUCCGCUCGCCGACGACCCGCUCCCUCCGCCCUCGCCCUCGUACACGCACUCGUCGGCCUCGUCCACCUCGCGCUCGCACCGCCGCCCGGCCGACCUCCACUCGCUGUCGUCGCGCGAGUCGGACUGGUCGUCGUCGUCGGACGCCGAGCACAUCUCCGAGGAGGACGAGGGCGACGACGACGCGUUCGACCUCGUCAGCAGCGCCGAGCUGCCGCCGCCCGUAGCGUCCGCGCCUGCCGCACCUCCCGCCGCCGACGUGGCCUCGAUCCGCUCCCUCGGCACCGCGACCAGCUCGAACGACAGCGCGAGCGAGUCGGCCGACGACUCGGACUCGCCCUCGCACAUGAAGCUCAGCUUCCCCGACCCGCUCAACGCGUCGUCGUCGUCGGCCGCGAGCGACGGCGGGCAGGCCCACUCGGAGCGCGACCGCGGCGGCGAGCAGCCCGGGCGUACCGCCAACCUCGACGAGUCGAUCCUUCUCGACGGCGAGGGCGCCUACUCGCUCCUGCUCGACGCCCGCACGGCACCCGCGUCGUCGUCGGCGGCCGACGAGGCCGCCGAGCCCGACUCGGGGUCCGGCCUCACGAGCCCGCUCCUCCGCGCCCAGGACGAGCCGCCGAUCGGCGUCGACAGCGGCGACGAGGACGAGCAGCGCGUGCGCGCCGUCGAGGGCGGCGUCGGAGAGUGGGUCCGCCGCACACGCCUGAGCGCCAAGAAGCGCGAGCAGGGCAUGCGCGAGCGCGGCGUGCAGACGGUGCGCAGCGUCGAGGGCGACGGCGACGACGUCAAGCUCGAGCUCGAGAGCUCGGUCCUCAGCUCGAUGGCCGGCAGCUCGCUCGUGUCGAGCCAGGCCACCGUCGUGCCUGCCGCGGCCCAGGUCGCCGUCGCCGCGCCCGAGCUCGUUGAGCCGCCCGAGCAGCGCCCCCUCGCCAGCGAGCCUCUCUCUCCCGUCGUCGAGGACGCGACCGCCGCCGUUCAGCGCCAAGUACGCCGCGACGCCUCGCACGCCCUCUUCCAGCGCCGUCGCACCCUCCUCGCCGUCGCGCUCGCCACUACGCUCGCCCUCUCGGCGUCGAUCUGGCUCGGCCCGUCGUCCGCCGGUCCCGGCGUCGUCGUCGGCACAAGGGCCUGCGAGCGGGACGGCCCUCGAGCGGGCGCUCAGGCCGUGCGCCCCGACGUUGGCCAAAGCCACCCGUCUACCGCCGACGCCCCUACGGCGGCUGCCUGGCUCGAGACGGUCCUGGGCGACGUCGUGUCGCCGUCGCCGUCUGCUGGUGCCGCCGCUGUCGAGCCGGCUGCGGCGUCGCCGUCGUCGCCUCCGUCGCCUCGGCGCAAGCUGUUCCCAGUCGCCGAGCCGGUCAGCCCGUCCUCGCCGGCCAAGCCCGAGCCGUCGACGGCCGCAGCGCCGGUCCACGUCCACUCGAGCACCCGGCCCUGCGCGGCUUGCGCCCUCGCGACCCUCUCUGCCGCCCCUCGUCGCGCCGUCGUCCCCUUUGCGCCGGCCGUUCGCGCCCCGACCGCGACGGCCGUCGCCCACGGCAAGCGCUGCGGCCACCCUCGCCCGAGGCGCGCGCGCGUCGAGCUCGGUACCGGGCCCGGCGUCGAGCAGCAGGGCGGCGCCGAGGAGGAGACGGAGCGCGUCUCGCUGUUCCGCGAGCCGGCCGCCGUCGCGGACUCGCCCGUCGACGCGCCCGAGGCGCAGCAGCUCCCGCCGCAAGCUCGUCGCCUCCAGGACCGCGUGCACGACCUCGUCGUCGAGCGCCUCGCCCGUGCGCAGCGCGUCGUCCCGCCCGCCUCGCACGCCCAUGGCGUCGCAGACCGCGCCGGCCGCCUCGCACGUUCGACGGGCGCGCUCGUGACGCAGUCGACGCACGCCGGCUUCGCGGCCGUCGUCGAGCGCGCUCGUCGCCUGAGCCGCAGGGCGCACGUGCGCAAGUCGGUGCGAGCGCUCGGCUCAAGCUCUGGCGCGCGCACUCGGCGCGAGGUCGAGCGCCUCGUCCGCUCGGUGCGCCGCGCUCCCGAGUUGACGCACGACGUGGUCGGCCACAUCAAGGCGCAGUCGAGGCGCGCCGGGCGCGUGACCGAGGCGGGCAGGCGGGCCAUGGUCGAGGCCGCGCUCACGGCCCAGCUCCCGCACCGAGCCCGUCGAGCUCUGCGUCGUCUCGAGGCGUCGACUCCUUCGCGGCGCCAGCUCAAAGAGGCUGCCUCGUCUCGCCUCCCCCGGCUCGACCUCCGGGCCGACCUCGACCUCGUCGUCGCCCGCAUCCGCUCGUACGCCUCAUCUCGCCUUGCCCGAGCCUCGGUCGGUCGCGCCGCCGUCGACGUCGUCUCGAAGCGCUGCACGGGCGCCGUGCAGGAAGGGGCCGAGGAGAGCCGGCGCCACAGCACGCUGCUCGCCAGGCUGCGGCUCGACUUUGCCGGCCUCGCGGCGCACCUGCACCGCAUCCAGCGCCACCCGACCGGCCUGUGCGAGUGCGGCGAGGAGGAGACUCGGGCUCACUUCCUCCUCGCCUGCCCCCUCUACGCCGCGCCUCGUGCUGCGCUCGUGCGUGCGACCGGCAAGGACGCCAUGCCACCCCUCGCCACCCUCCUCACCGACCUCGCCCUCGCCCGCCCCGUCCUCAAGUUCGUCAACGACACCGGGCGGUUCCCUCGGCUGCACGAGGCGGUCAAGGACUCGGCGGGCACGGUCAAGCAGGGCGUCUAG
Rhodotorula graminis WP1 is the source of this 2721-nucleotide messenger RNA. RefSeq lists its product as uncharacterized. The coding region runs from base 1 to 2721 and encodes 906 amino acids. The transcript has 2 exons. The record is from RefSeq and is a predicted model, not a curated record. Lineage: Eukaryota; Fungi; Basidiomycota; Microbotryomycetes; Sporidiobolales; Sporidiobolaceae.